Messenger RNA from Trametes versicolor FP-101664 SS1, 594 nucleotides. RefSeq lists its product as uncharacterized. The coding region runs from base 1 to 594 and encodes 197 amino acids. Gene Ontology annotation, molecular function: DNA-binding transcription factor activity, RNA polymerase II-specific; RNA polymerase II cis-regulatory region sequence-specific DNA binding. Gene Ontology annotation, cellular component: PcG protein complex; transcription regulator complex. The transcript has 2 exons. Gene Ontology annotation, biological process: regulation of transcription by RNA polymerase II. The record is from RefSeq and is a predicted model, not a curated record. NCBI's taxonomy places the organism in Eukaryota, Fungi, Basidiomycota, Agaricomycetes, Polyporales, Polyporaceae.
AUGGCUGAGAUGAACCUGCCCACGUAUGUGCUUUCCGCGGAUGAGUGUCCCCCAGACGACGACAGGCGGCAUGGCUGUGGUAUCUGCCAUCGGCGGUUCAACCGCCCCAGCAGCCUCCGGAUCCACAUGAACUCGCACACGGGCGACCAACCGUUCGAGUGCCCGUACCCGGGGUGCAGUCGCCGCUUCAGCGUAAACUCAAACAUGCGCCGUCACUACCGCAACCACCGCGAGGGCCACACGCUCACUCCCCCAACAUCGUACCAACCGCUCUACUACCAGGACGAGCAGCCACAGAUGCUCUACCGCAUGCACUCCUCCCCCGCCUCGUCCUCCUCGAUGUCGUCCUUCGGCGACAGCGACGACCGCAGCGAAACCCCCGCCAUCGCCCAUCGCGACGCGAGCAGGCCGUAUCCUGUCCCCCAGGGGCGCACGCGCUCGGUAUCAGAGGUGUACCCGCCCGCACAGUCCCGCCAGGGCGCGCGCUCCCGCGCGUGCACCGUCCCCGGGUGCAGCUGCGACGAGGCGCCUGCGGCGCUUCGCCCGGCGUUCCAGCAGGGAUCUGCCUCCCGCCCUGCGCCCCGAUCUCGCUGA